Molecule: messenger RNA, 474 nt
Organism: Cyclocybe aegerita
Lineage: Eukaryota; Fungi; Basidiomycota; Agaricomycetes; Agaricales; Hemipholiotaceae
Source: the annotation of a GenBank genome assembly
AUGAAUCAGCCCUCAAAACACCCCAUGAUCCAAGACUUCUGGCCGCUCUUCCUUACGCGCACCGUGAUCCUCGAGAAGUGUAUCCAAGGCUGCACCCAAUCCAACGCGCUCAGCAUCCUCCACGACCCUGAACAGGUCUUCCAUCUCAGCCCGCUCGUCUACAAGAUUGACCAUGAUGGCUCGUGGUACACCUUGACCGAGCGCCUGCCACUCUUCGGCAGUUACUCCACGACGAACGUCUACCAGUGCCAGUACACAAAGGUGGAGGAAGGAUAUGACUGUGACGUACGCGCGUCGCUUGGGACACGUCUGGACGUUCAAAUGCGGGUCUGCGGGGAGGGAAAGGAUGUUGUGGUGAAAGAGAAAGUGGUAGUCAAGGCUUUGUUCUUCCUCAUGCCCUACAUAAUAUUCACCAUGACCAAGGCGCAUGUAGAGUCGUCGAACUCGCUAGCGGCCAGGUUAAUCCAAAGUUGA